This is a messenger RNA of Oreochromis niloticus (Nile tilapia), 8169 nucleotides long. RefSeq names its product hydroperoxide isomerase ALOXE3. Bases 658 to 2670 code for a protein of 670 amino acids. Gene Ontology annotation, molecular function: protein binding; oxidoreductase activity, acting on single donors with incorporation of molecular oxygen, incorporation of two atoms of oxygen; iron ion binding. NCBI's taxonomy places the organism in Eukaryota, Metazoa, Chordata, Actinopteri, Cichliformes, Cichlidae. The record is from RefSeq and is a predicted model, not a curated record. Gene Ontology annotation, biological process: lipid oxidation. The transcript is spliced from 14 exons.
UUUUAAGUGAUGAGCAAUAGUUCUCUAUGCAUUCUUAAGGUCAUUUUAAAGGUUUUCUUUCGCUAUUGGCUGGUUUUCCACUCAUUUUCAGUGCAAUCCUUGUACCUGAUAAAUUUCAGAAGAAUUUUUUUUGUUUGUUAAGCCACUUAAAACUGAAAAAGGCACCUAACUCAACAGAUGAACCAGUGUUGUCUCCAUUUAACAGACAACUUACAAAACAAAUUUCUUUAGUUUCUCAAAAACCCUUCAGGAAACUGGAGGACAAAAACAGAAGUGACUGGCCUAAAAAAACACAACAGUUUUCAGUAUCUGAUUUAUCCUGAAUGAGAUAGGCGUCAUUAUUUGCACAAAUUUAUCUAGCAUUGAUGCAACUGACUGGACACUCCCACUAAUUUGUGUGAAUAAAAAGAAAAAUUGUGGGGGCAACUUCUGACAGAGUAGUUUCUCUAACCUAACUUCUUCAUCUCAAGGUAAGAGAUCUUUUCACAGGAUUUCAGUCAGAAAUUAUGGGUCAUUUAGCAUAAUGAGUUAAAAUCAUUUUUUACAUUGUCCUUUUCACUUUGAUGCAAUAAUUUUGAAUGUUUACAUUUCCAAAUCAGUGCUAAGAAUAAUUUUAAUUCUCCCCCCACCAGGAUUUGACCACAUUCAAGAGGAAAAAUGGUGCGGUAUAAAGUGACUGUAUUCACUGGUGAUUGCCUUAAUUCCACUACUCUUAACAAUGUCUUCAUUAAGCUGGUGGGCACAGAUGGGGAGAGUGAUCGCAAGUGGCUCGUGGGCUUGAAAGGGGCUUCAUCCUUUGUCAGAGGAGCCGUAUCAAAGUUUAAGGUGUUCUGCCCCACUUCCCUUGGAAAUCUUGUGCUGAUAGAGUUAGACAAAAAGUCUCUCCCACUGUUCCUGGAGGACGCUUGGUUUUGUGCCAAGGUGGAAGUGAAAUCCCCUGAAGGAGACAUCUACAGCUUUCCCAUCUACCGCUGGAUCACCGAUAGCAAGGUGCACCGCUUCAGGGAUGGAAAAGCUCUGAGAAUCUUUGAAGACAACCAUCAUUUUGGCAGGUACAGUCGGCAGCAGGAGAUUCAGCAGCGAGAGGAAGACUAUCGCUGGGAUGCAUAUGCAGAGGGAAUACCUCACUCCAUGAAGGCAGAAAACCCAUCGUCACUGCCAUAUGAGGUUCAGUUCUCCUUCACCAAAACUACAGAGUUUCUCUACACUGCUUCCACAGGACUGACUGAGCUGAAGCUGAAGGGACUGGAUAACUGUAAGAAGAAGUGGGAUAAUAUUGACAGCAUCAAUCGAGUGUUUUGCUGCAAAAAGACUGAAAUAUCAGAAUAUGUUCAGGAACACUGGAAAGAGGAUGCAUUCUUUGGCUACCAGUUUCUAAAUGGUGUCAACCCCAUUUUGAUCCAGUGUUGUACAACCCUGCCCAGUAACUUCCCUGUCACUAAUGACAUGGUCUUUCCCCAUGGCCAGUGCAGCCUGGCAGAUGAAAUGAAGAAAGGGAACAUAUUCCUGUGUGACUACAAGCGUCUGGAUGGGGUGAAAACAAACACCAUCAAUGGGAAGAAGCAGUACUUGAUGGCUCCUCUUGUCCUGCUCCACAAAGCUCCUGAUGAUAAGCUAAUGCCGAUUGCCAUUCAGCUGAAGCAGAAUCCGUCAGAUGACAAUCCAAUCUUUCUUCCUACUGAUUCUGAAUACGACUGGUUGAUCGCCAAGACUUUUGUGAGAAGUGCAGAUUUCAAUCACCAUCAGCUCAACGCUCACCUGCUGCGCACACAUGUGCUGGCUGAGGUUUUUGCAGUGUCACUGCUGCGCAACGUGCCCAUGGUGCAUCCUCUGUACAAGCUCCUCAAACCUCACACACGCUACACUCUGCAGAUCAACUUCUUAGCUCGACGCCUUCUAAUUUCUGACACUGGCGCUUUCACUCAGUUUGCAGGGUCAGGUGGCGAGGGCAUGUUUACAAUCCUGCAGAGGUCAGUGUCCUCAUUAACCUACAGCUCCCUCUGUAUGCCAGAUGACAUUGCUGAACGUGGCCUAGAGGCUGUGCCAAACUUCUUCUACAGGGAUGAUGGCCUAAAGGUUUGGGAUAUCAUCCACAGGUUUGUUCAGGGAAUGCUCAGCUACUACUAUAAGAGUGACAGUGAGGUCCAGGAGGACUCUGAACUUCAGAAGUGGAUUUUGGACAUUUUUGAACACGGGUUCCUUUCUCAAGCAGAAACAGGAAUUCCUCAGAGAUUUACCCGUCUGACUGAGUUGGUGAAGUUUGUCACCAUGGUGAUCUUCGCCUGCUCAGCCCAGCAUGCAGCUGUGAACAGUGGACAGUAUGACUAUGGUGGCUGGAUGCCCAACACUCCCAUCUCGCUGCAACUCCCGCCACCGACCACAAAGGGGACGACAAGCGAGGCCACGAUGUUGGCCACCUUCCCUGACGUCAAUGUAACAGUUCAGGGCAUGGCCACCAUGUGGCUGCUCAGCAAGCAGUCCAGUGACUUUGUUCCCCUUGGCCAGUACCCAGAGGACCAUUUUACUGAGGAGAUUCCCCGCAAGAUAUUAAAGGAUUUUCAGAUGGAGCUUGAAGAUUUGAGUUUAGUCAUCAGAGCCAGAAACAAGCGUUUAGAAGUGCCAUACACCUACAUGGAUCCAGCACAGGUAGAAAACAGCGUGGCCAUUUGAAUAUUAGAAGACUCAGCUGUGAGAUAAAAUUCAGCUCCCUCCUCAAAUAAAAGCAGCCAAAGAAAGUUCGGACUUCUACUGAUGAAAUAGCUGAAAUAGAACUUAAUGCUUCUAAUUAUUGUAUGCUGAUUUGUGAAUUUUAUCCAUCUGCUGUGAUCUGUUGUAGAGUAGAAUCUUAAAACCUUUGAAAAUCAAUGUCCCAAAGUGUCCCAUCCUUUCAAAAACACGUCAAAGAAAACUGAUAUUAUUGUGAACAAAUCAUGACCCUUUUUAGUGAUUGAUUUUUGUUAAAGUCUGUCUUAAAGAAGUGUCAACCUCUGAGCCAGAGUUUGAAAACAUUUACCAAAUUUUGUUUUUAUUUUAAUUUUUUUAGCUAAAAACCCCCCGCUGCAUUUCUCGCAUAUAGACACUUAUUUAAUUUAAGAAAUAUGUCUCUCUUCUGUCUUGAAUGCAUGUGUAUGUUUGAGGGCAUGGUCUGUUUACCUCAGAGUUGAUCAAUCUGUGUUUGUCUGUCUCCCUGUAAAAUGCUCACCUGCCAAAGCUCAACUCAUUAACCUCACCUGUUCCUCAUCUGGUUAUCAAGCUGCUUCUUAAGGCUAAAGUAAAUACUCAGCCAUCAUUCGAUUGUGCUCUGCCCUCUGGCCCUUAGUUUAUUUUUGGGAGCUAAGCUCUGUUUCUGUGAAGACCUCUCACUGUAUUUGGAUUUCCUUCGAGUUUAUGUGACAGUGUGUGUGUGUGUGUGUGUGUGUGUAUGCCCACAGAUUGAAUUCAUAGCAUUACAGACACAGUUUUUUCUUACUCAUUUCUCACAUCCUGUAAAUAAAUCUGUGUUAACCUUUUCCUACUCUACAGUGGCUGUUGGCCAUCCUACACUUCUGGUUUCCUUUGUAGAAAUCAUUUUCUAUUUUUUUGGGGGGGGGGGUUGUAUGGUAUCUUGUCAGCUCUCAUUACUAUAAUAUGACUUUGCAUAUACAGAGCAUCAUUUAACACCAUCCAUCCAUUUGCUUCCGCAUAUCCUUUUUUGGCGCUGGAGCCUAUCCCAGCUGUCAAAGGGCGAGAGGCAGGGUACACCCUGCACGGGUUGCCAGUCUGUCGCAGGGCUAACACACAGAGACAGACAACCAUUCGCACUCACAUUCACUCUCACAUUCACUCCCACAUUCACUGGUGACAAUUGUUAUGGUUCUUGGUAUGUUAUUCAGCGAUGUUGAGUUUUUUGGACUUUUCUUAGUAAAUAUCGAGUAAAUUUCUGAUUCUUGGUUUUUCUUGGCUUUAUAUUCAUGUUCCCUUAGUGCUAACUUAGUGCGUUAGUUCUGUUCUCAGUCCUUAGUCUUGUAUAUUAUAUUUUUUUCCUACAUUUAUGGGUCAAGUCCCCACCACUGAUUUUCUCCUUCCUGUUUUAUUUUGGCAACCAGUGUCUGGACCGUCGGCUCUUUUCCUGGAAAAAAUGAUUAACUUUAAGUUCAACCUUCAUCUACCCUGUCCUACAUUUGGGUUCUCAAUCUUUCACCAUUCAUCACAGCUAAAUCUGAUAACUGUGACCAUUUUCAUACUGUGAAGUCAUUGUCAUUGUUACAUCCUGUGAGGCUGUGGGAGUGUGUGCGGGUGGGAAAGUUUAUCCUACCCCUUUGGUGACCAACAAUCCUGUUAUAGAACCUGUGUUCGAUGCCCUCAGUCAGCAGCACCCGGAUGUGUUCCCGGUGAGCGUUCUGACUCGGUCACGUGCCCAGCAGCAAGGUGGGGGGGUUGAUUUGUCUGGAUCAGUGAUUGGCUCUAUUCUAGAGAAGGAUGUGAUGCCCUGUACUGAUGAGGGAGAUAAUGGAGCCUUAGAGUCGCCUCAAAGUGUGGUUGAGCCAGCUCCUGAGUCUGAAGCUCCUUUUCUGCUCACCCAGGAAGCACUUGUGAAGGCUCAGAAAGAGGACCCUUCAUUAGUUAAGUGUUUUACCGCUGCAGCUCAGGAUAAUGGUGGUGAGGGGAGCAAGAAGCAGACAUUUUUCAUUUGGGAAGGUUUAUUGAUGCGCAAGUGGACCCCAAGGCCUGGAGAAGACUGGAGUACAGUGUGGCAGAUAGUGGUACAAGUCUGUGGCGGCAUGUGCUACAGUUAGCACAUGAUCAUUCAUGGUCAGGUCAUUUGGGUGUCACCAAAACGUAUGACCGUAUACUGCAGCAUUUCUUUUGGCCGGCAAUGAAAGCAGAUGUAGUGCAGUUUUGUAACACCUGUCACACUUGCCAGCUUGUGGGUAAACCGAACCAGAUAGUGCCCCCCGCCCCUCUACGUCCUAUCCCUGCUGUCGGUGAACCAUUUGAGCAUAUGGUAGACUGUGUUGGCCCCUUACCAAAGACGCGGGCAGGGAAUCAGUUCUUAUUAACUAUAAUGUGUGUGUCCACUCGAUUCCCCGAAGCAAUUCCACUGCGGAGAAUCACCACAGCAAGCAUUACCAAAGCAUUAGUCAAAUUCUUUACCACCUUUGGCCUCCCGAAAACUGUGGAGACGGAUCAGGGUACCAAUUUCUUGUCCAGGGAUUUUAAACUGACUUUACAGUCCUUUGGAGUUUCUCAUUCUGUGUCUAGUGCUUAUCACCCAGGGUCACAAGGUGCACUUGAGCGGUGGCAUCAAACUCUCAAGGCAAUGUUGAAUAAGUAUUGCCAUGACACGGGAAAAAGCUGGGAUGAAGGGGUCCCUUUUGUAUUGUUCACUAUACGUGAUGCGAAGCAGGAGUCUUUGGGGUUCAGCCCAGCUACCCUGGUGUUUGGACAUGAUGUGCGGGGUCCACUAAAAGUGCUGAAGGAGAGUUUUCUCAGUGGUUGUCUGCCUAAAACUAAUGUGGUGGAGUUUGUGAAAACAUGUAAGGACAGGUGGCAACGGGCUACUUUGUUAGCAAAAGAGGCUCUCUGUGUAUUCCAGGCAAACAUGAAGAGACGAUUUGAUCAAAAAGCAGUGGAAAGACAUUUUCAGCCUGGGGACAAAGUUCUUGUGUUGCUGCCCGUGCCUAAUUCUGCCCUCAUGGCUCGUUUCUCAGUGAUAGUGAAAAAAGUGUCUGACACCAACUAUAUUCUCAACGCCCCAGAACGCAGAAGGAAGACUCGCCUAUGCCAUGUUAACAUGCUGAAACCAUACCAUACCAGAGACACCAGCAUGACAGAACCAUCAGACACCGCUGGGACGGCUGUCCCCGGUUCAGUCCCUGUUACCCUGCUAAGUGUAGAAGUUAAGGGUGAUGAUGAUCUGGGUACCCUUUCUGAGGGACAGCAAUGUGGGCGGUUGUCAAAUUCUGUUUUUUUAGCUAAGGCCGAGGCCCACCUGUCUCAUCUUCCUCCGUCCCAGUGUAAAGAUGUACUUGACUUGUUGCACUCCUACCCGUCUCUCUUUAGUGACGUACCCUCCCGUACCAAUGUUUGUGAGCAUGACAUUGAUGUUGGUGGCGCAGCCCCAAUCAAGCAGCAUGCAUACCGCUGCCCCGUCGCCAAAGGUGAAAUGAUGAAAAAGGAAGUUGAGUACUUAGUAGAAAACGGCUUGGCACAACCUAGUUGUAGCCCCUGGAGCUCCCCAUGUCUACUGACACCUAAGUCUGAUGGCACACCCCGUUUCUGCACAGAUUAUCGGAAGGUAAAUGCUGUAACGGUCUCUGACUCGUUUCCGCUUCCUCGUAUGGAAGACUGCAUCGACAGCAUAGGCCCUGCCAAAUUCAUUACCAAACUCGAUCUCCUUAAAGGCUACUGGCAAGUGCCUCUCACUUCCAGAGCUUCAGAUAUUUCUGCAUUUGUCACCCCUGACCACUUCAUGCAAUACACAGUAAUGGCCUUUGGCAUGAAAAAUGCCCCAGUUACCUUUCAAUGUUUGAUGCAGUUGGUGUUGGGAGAUGUGCCCGAGUGCAAUGUGUAUCUAGAUGAUGUAGUGCUAUACACAGACACGUGGGCAGAUCAUAUGUCCCUCCUGAGGACAGUGUUUCAGCGGCUAGCCGAGGCCUUGUUGACCCUCAAUCUCGCUAAAUGUGAGUUUGUUAAGGCAACAGUCACUUACCUAGGUAAGCAGGUGGGGUUUGGACAAGUCCACCCGGUGGAGGCGAAGAUUGCUGCAAUCCUGGACUACCCGAUUCCAACCACCAGACGGGAACUAAGGCGGUUCCUAGGUAUGACCGGAUAUUACCGGUGUUUCUGUAAGAACUUUUCUGUGGUCAUGACUCCGCUAACCAAACUGUGUAGCCCAAAGGUGCCUUUUGAAUGGUCAGCUGAGUGCCAGCAUGCCUUUGACUCGGCAAAAUCCCUCCUGUGCAGCACCCCUGUCUUGGCAGCUCCUAACUUCUGUCGACCCUUUAAGCUAGAGGUCGAUGCCAGUGCCACCGGAGCCGGGGCUGUUCUACUGCAGGAUGAUGAGGAGGGUGUGUGCCAUUCGGUCUGUUAUUUCUCUGCGAAGUUCAAACGCCAUCAUCUGAACUACUCUACCAUAGAGAAGGAAGCCUUAGCUCUGCUUCUGGCUCUGCAGCAUUUCGCAGUGUAUGUGGGCUCCAGCUCUUCCCCGGUGACCGUGUUCACAGAUCACAAUCCCCUCGUUUUUCUGAACCGGAUGUACAGCCACAACCAGUGACUGAUGCACUAGGCACUGCUGGCCCAGGAUUAUAAUCUGGUGAUCAAACACAAAAAAGGUACUGACAAUAUAGUAGCUGAUGCACUGUCACGCAGCUCACAAUAAGGUGUUGUUGUUGUUUUGGUAGAGCUUGAAUGUAAGGGGGGGGGUAAUGUUACAUCCUGUGAGGCUGUGGGUGGGGUGUUUGCCCGCUCUCUCCGCCUCCUCCUCUCUUGCCACUCCUACCCCCUAUGUCUCUCUCACUCUCCUCUCUCCCCAGGACACAGCUGCUCUUGAUUAGCCUCGUUUGCCACCUGAAUCCAGUCAGCAAUCACAUCUGAGGUUAUAUAAGCUGGGGAUGAGCAAAGGUGGUUUUUCCCCUCUGUGGCUCGACGCAUUUUUCUGCUAGGUUUUGGACAGACAGCCUCCUUGAGAGUAGAUGGGCUUGUGGGCCCUGGAAGUGUCUCCCCGUGGUGAGAAGUAAGAUAUAAAGUGGGAAGUGCCUCCCUUAUUUGUUUGAUAGCUUUUUCUUUUGUUGCUGCGAGUGUUUCCUUUGUUUCUUUGGCAUUAUUGGUAAAACGGCGUUGCCGGCUCUUUAAGUUAACGUCAUUUGUAAUAAAACUAUAUUAUUAUAGAACAACUCUGUCUGUUUUCCUUUUUGUUCUGUUUCCGGACCCAUUUGUUACUGGUCCCCUCACUCGCAUGCCUAGACCCUUUCGGGGAGGACGUAACAGUCAUAUUAAAAAAAAACCUCUUUGUUGUAUCUGCUGAAGGCAGCCAUCAAAAAAUGGGUGCACUGCAGUUGUAAAGGAAACGACAAGCCAGAAACAAUAUUCAAGUAACUUGUGGCUACAAAGCUCAGUUGGUACUAAGUUGGGCCCAAAAUGUUACACCACCACCAGUCUAAAUUGCUGAAUUUAAAAAAAAAAAAAAAA